GUGGGAGGUGGAGUAAAGAACUUCCCAACCUUUGUUAAGUGACUGUUUCUCACUGAUUGUCCGGCGUAAUUGUCCAGUGCGACAAAAUGCUCCAACUGGGCUUUUUGACAGCAAGCGAAGCAAAGCACGCAUGUCAUGUCAACACUGCAGCCAUUUCAAGAUCAUGAUCCCUGCAAGCUAACGUCCUUCCACCUCGAUGAACCUGCUGUAGCCGACACCUCAGAAAACGUUAUAUCAAAGCUUUUCAACAAAGUUAUAAGCGUCGUUGGCCAAGAACAUAACGCUUUACAGCCACACGAGAAUAGCAACACAGUUUCACAACGGAACAGCGAAGAGCACGCUUCAGCUGAUCGAAGCCCUAUAUCUGUCAAAGCAAGUUCUAUUCACGGUUCCUUUCAUGGUUCUGUGUCACGACCUUAUGAUGAAACUUCGGUAACCGACACGGUGUACAGCGCUUCAACGUUGCCAGCAGACAUGUCCCGUCCUUCCCAGCUGAAAGCUACAGAUCUGCUAAAUUCCUUUUUAUCAGAGCGCAACUCCAAUGAAGACAGACCUACCAGUAUUCAUGCUCAUGAAAAGAUAGCGGAAUCGCCGCAUGAUGAAGCAAACGACUCUAACUCGAUGCCGUCUCAGGAUCACCCGGACGACGACCCCCACGAAAUCCAUGGCGAAGACAGUGAUAAAACACGGGGCCACUCAGAAGACGAUGAAGAGAACUCUCCAUCUAAAAAUAGAGCUUUGAAGUUUCUAGAGCCAUCUCCACUCACCACAAAACCUUUUCUGUUGGAACGAACUGCAUCCAAGGAUAGUGAUACUCAGUCAAUAGCAACAACGUUUUCUGUAUCCAACACAAAUUCACUCAGAAAUGUCAUUUCGAGGUUACGAGGCCAUAAAUCAGACAAAGAAUUUUGGAUGCCUGAUGAAAACUGCAAAGAGUGUUAUACGUGCGGAAAGUCCUUCACUUUCCUCCGACGAAAGCACCAUUGUCGGAUAUGUGGACAAAUUUUUUGUGCAAAGUGUGCAUCUCACAUUAUAUCCGGCAAACAAUUCAAGCAAAAGGGCGAAGUUCGAGUCUGUAAAUUUUGCUUUGAAAACAUUGAUCACAAUAUUAUGGAAAGCAACUCUGCUGCUGCCCUAGGCACAUCACCAGCUGACACGGCUAUCUUUGAUGAUUUUUCGCCAGUUGUUCCUGAUCAAAAAGCACCAAUUGCCGCUCCCAAGUUGCAGAUAUCUACAACCGCAUUGAAGCGAUCACGCGAUAGCUAUGGUGCCCAGAACACUCCAACGGUGUCUGUAGAAUUUCAAAACGAAUUUGUUACUGAGAAACCAAUCUAUGAAGAGGAUUUUCCCAAAACCCCGGAUUUACUCAGUCCAAAUGAUAAGCCUUUAAUGCGUCAAACCCACCGCCUAUCAGAAUACGAUGAUCAUGAGCCUCGGCCAACUAGAACGGAAUCCUCGAGUUCUAUACGACCAAGGCUACGAAGUUCAACGAGUGGUUCUUUUGGUUCUGGUGAUGAGAAUACACAGUCUUUCAUGUCUCAAAAGUCAUCCUUUCCUUUCAGAUCUGAGUUAGGCUCUCCAGCUUUGGAAGCCGUACCUAAUAGAGCGAGUUCAGAAUUCGGAGGCAGUCCGCUCAUUGACAAGUACGAAGAUGAAAAUGAAGAUGGUGGUGUUGCUUGGAAUUACAUGAGGAACUUAUCAGCUGUUGAACUCCCGCCCAAUGCGUAUGCUGCAUAUAAGCUACUUGAGCCUGGAUCUCCUUCCGUAGAAAAAGACGUCAAGGGAAAUGAAGGAAGUGUGACGGAACGGCCCUUUUACAAGUAUUCAGAUGUCGGCACAAAGUCAAAACACAAGAUGAACAGAAGAUUGAACUACAAAGCAGAUGAAAGAAAAUCUGCUCAAGGCAAAGGAAGUCCCAUCUGGCGUAACAUGAAGAACAUGAAGGUCAACACUCAUAAUUUGACCAUUCCAGUUAACGACCUAUCCCCCUCAGAUGAUCCAGCUCCAUCUGAAGACCAAUUCAUGUUAUUCAGUCCAUUUCAUCGCUCUGAACAACCGAAUUGGCCGAGCCCAGACCUUUUGUUAAACAAUUCCCGACCACCAUCUCAAUCUGCGACAAGCACUCCAAAUUCUAUUCAAAUGCACAGCGAACUUAGUAUUGCAUCUUUAGAUCACUUGAGAAAGCUACUUCAUACAUCACUGGCUGACUUAAAGUACAUGCAAGACAACCCUACAUUACUCUCAAAGUACGAGAACACGCUGUUUGACCUUGUACUAGAAAUGGUGGUUAGCAUAAAGCCGGAUGUGCGCGGCGGUGACGAUAUGGACCUUCGACAUUACCUCAAGAUCAAGAAAAUACCUGGUGCGAAACCUAGUGAUAGUCAUUAUGUGAAAGGAGUGGUAUGCUCUAAAAACGUAGCGCACAAGCAGAUGAUUCGCAACAUUGACGAUCCACGGAUUUUGAUCUUACUCUUCCCAGUCGAGUACUCUCGCGUAGGCAACCAGCUGCUAUCAAUUGAGCCAGUUUUAUCACAAGAGAAGGAGCAUCUCAAAAAGCUCGUGGCUCGUAUCAUCGCCCUCAAGCCUUCUAUCGUGUUGACCAAAUACAAUGUUUCUCGUUUAGCUAUGGAAUAUCUGCUGGCAGAAAAUAUCAUUGUUGUCCAUAACAUGAAGAAAAGUGUUUUGCAAGCCAUUGCAAGAUGUACUGGAGCGAGUUUGAUCCCUUCCAUCGACAAGUUUACAUCCGGAGACAUUUCUUUGGGCCACUGCGGACGAUUUGAAAUUAAGACAUUGGUGCACGAAAUGAUACCGAAUCGAAAAAAGACCUACCUUUUGUUUGACCAAUGUUUUGCUGAACUUGGAGGUACUAUUGUGCUUCGCGGUGCAGAUCAACUGACCCUUAGUUCUAUCAAGCGGAUUGUGGACUUCAUGUGCUACGUAGCUAAUUCAUUGAAGCUGGAGACUUUUCUACUUCGCGACUCUUUUGCCAAGAGUAAAAUUCGUGCAGAUCCAGGAAAUAUGGGUUCAAACACAGAAAUCACUAGACUGCGUCGCGCCUCUGAUUCACUGUUGUCGCUGCCUUCUCUCUUGGUCAGUGAAGCAGAAACUGCAAGCCAAACGCCUCCGAUCAUUGCUCUAGACGAUACACCACCUAGCAUCAACCAAACCAUUAAUGGCCUUGGAAUAACAGAGGUGGAGGAGAGACACAGAAGCAUCGACGGAUCGAUCGAAAUAUAUAGAGAGGCACUGGUGUCCAUAUCCCCUUUUGUUGUCAUUCCACCUCCAUACCUAUUGACCAAGAUCAAAGAAGUCGAAGUGAAGAUAUUGGAGAUGGAACAUUUAAUGGCUCAGGAAGAAGCAAAGCAAGACCAUGUACUGACACCUGGUAGUACUACUCCUGUCUGUGCGACGUUUGAUCAAAAGCAAGAAUUGAACCCCAUAAGUCAAGCCAUCGUCCAUGUUGAUUUUGGCACGUCCCCACUUAAAGAUGAGCUUGACCUGCUGCUGGAUCAGCGUCAUCAACUGACACGCGCUUGGUAUGCAUCUAUGCCAGACAUGUUUUCACAUAUGACUGCCUACCAUCACCAGCACUUGGUUGUCCUUUAUUUUAACGUCUGUACAGCCACCACAGUACCUUGUCAUGGACCAGAACCCCUGUUCUUCCAAUAUUACAACCAAAACUCGGAUAUAACAUUGGGUCACUAUUUGGAGGAUUUAUGCGGUAACUCGCAAAGGAUAUGUAGCUCAAGUAUGUGUGAGCGAUCGGAAAUGCUUCACUACCGAUCCUAUGUUCACGGCCAAGCUCGUAUCAAUGUCAUGAUAGAGAAGUUUGAAUGUCCACAACCAGGGAUGAAUGAUAUAAUUCUCAUGUGGAGCUAUUGUCAACGAUGCAACAACCCUACGCCUGUUGUGCCAAUGUCACAAAACACUUGGAAUUAUUCUUUCGGAAAGUUUUUGGAGCUCUCCCUGUAUCAAGCCGACGUCCAGUGUCGCGCAGAUAUUUGCCCUCACGACAUUGCUAGGGACCAUGUAAGAUAUUUUGGGUUCAAAGACUUGGCCGUCCGAUUUCAAUAUGAUGAAAUCGACCUACUAGAGGUUGCAGCACCACCCAUGAAGCUUGUGAUGUUCACCAAGGUUCACUCGAACUUGCGAGAAGAUCAAUACCAAACAUAUCGUACGAAAAUAGUGGCAUUUUACCAGUCCAUUAUUGAGAGAAACAAGCAUUUUAGCAUGGACAUUUUGGAUCCCAUCAAAGUGGAUGCUGCCAAGAAAGAACUGUCAGAAAUGUCGGAAAAUGCUGCAGCAGAAAAGAAGGCCAUGCUUCAAGCAUUACAAUCGGUUUAUGCAACAACUUAUUCUACAGAUAUCCUCAGCUUAAACCAAAUUGUUUUUCAUUUGUUCAGAAGCGCUUCUGCUUGGGAUCAAGCAUACUCUUUUCUUUUACGGAAGUACCUACCUCAGGACACAGAUAUUGGGAAGAUUGCUAGCUCUGGCUUGAGGAAACUUUUACCUAGCGACAAGGUGAUUGACAUUGAUGCCCGAGCUGAACGGGCCAUAGACACCGGUGAUCUACCUGUUCUAGAUGUUGGGCUGGAUAGUUUGCCAUUGAGUAUUGCAUCCGACGCUCACUUUACUUAUACGAAUGAAGACAAUCAUAUCAACGUCAUACCAGCACUUGGUACUUCUCCACCUGAACAACAAGUGAGUGACAGUCAGGAUAAUAUCGUACUUCCAUCACGACUAGCGCGCAGGUUAUCCAUUGAGUUCAUUCGAACUGAAAACGAGAGAGCAGUGGCGGAGGAAAAACAGUCAAAGAUGAUCGAGUCGUCGUUGCCGCUCAUUGAUCCAAUGCCUUCUAGUAUUAUGGCACGACGACAAGCCAAAGGAAUGCCAAAACGGCCGGCCCAGCUGACCGACUGGAAAAGCAGGCCCUCCUCUAUACCAAGCUUUUUGACACUUACAGAGCAUGGGAUUGGAAGCUCGAUUCGAAGAAAGGAACAUCCGAUUUUCUCAGUUUUACAGGAUUCUUCCAUCCUAGUCAAUACUCCACCGGACGUCAAUUCACCAGGUCAAAUGGCCAGCAACCAUCAGGCUACUGGUGAAGUGAUGAAGCAAUAUCGGGAAAUCGGCCACCGAAGCGAUGGCAUAUCUAGGCCACCUUAUUCAUAUUUGCCACGGUAUGCAGAUCAACUCAAUAAAGGCUCCAUACGAGAUAUGACGAAAGUAACUGCAAGCAGACGUAAAUGGGGGCCUAAACUGGAGCGUUCUCGAACAUCCAUUCAAGUCUACGAUACGGCCAACGACCUCGUACAAGAAGACGUUGAACAAGAAUUUGGUGAAGACCCGGUUAACUGUAAUUCAUUUGGAAAUUCUGGCGAUGGUGCCACCGUCUCACCCAGAUUGGGUAAGAUUGACCCUUUGCUUUCCAAUCGUCUUUUAGCAGCAUCUCAAUAUCGCCAGGUGGAACCAAGGACAGAUUAUUUUGACAACGCUAGGAUCCGUGAUGGCGAUAGAGUUGUCAAGACGCCAGACUCACCAAAUAGCAUCACCAACUUUUCUCUAGACUCUGCUUCAACUGAUCAGCAACUUGGCAAUCAUAGCGACCACCAGGCUCCAUUAUCAUCAUCUCCCACUCUCGCACCCCCAAAAGAGAAUAGCAACAGCGAUGUUCCCCUCUUGGCUCUCACUUCUAGUGGGUCCAGCUCGCCUAGUUUGCUGAAGCAGCAACAAAUCUCAUCCUUACUCGAUGAUCAUCCGGCGGCCGGUGGAUCGGAUCAAACCACGUUCAUGAGGGCUUUAUCAAGCGCUCUUGCUGAAAUUACCUUUUCAAAGUUACCGCCACUGGAAUACCCUUUUACACAAACAGACCAUAUUUUUCCGGAUUCUCUGGUGAUUGUCAAGGAAGAUGUCCCAAGUACUAUCAUUGCAUACACCCUGAGUUGUGAGGAUUAUCUGGAGAAGUUACACACCAUCCAUGAAAGUCAUGAUGAGCAAAGUCAGGCGAGCAACGUACCCGAUUCUUUACAACAGCAAGCAGCAGACGGCUUAGAGUUAGCUCCCACCCAAGAAAAUACAUACGCCUCAUCGCAUGCAUCUGGCAUGGAGAAAACCUUGUUAAGCGACACUGGCACCCAUAUGCGAUACCAAUUUUCAGAUGGCUCAACCCGCUUUUUUUGCAAGGUGUUCUUUUCAGAACAAUUUGAGGCUCUUCGACAAAACUGUGGCUUCAGUGAAAAGUACAUCACCUCAUUAGCUAGUAGCGUUGAAUGGGACUCCUCGGGGGGCAAAUCAGGCUCGGCAUUUCUAAAAACGACGGAUGAUCGGUUCUUGAUAAAACAAAUGUCACGAUACGAAAUGGAUGCGUUCCUUCGGUUUGCUCCGGCGUACUUCCAAUAUAUGUCCAGGGCGUUCUUUCACGAGCUACCCACUGUAUUAGCCAAGAUCUUUGGUUUCUACAGUAUUGGGUUCAAAAAUGCCGCCACUGGCAAGUCAAUGCGGAUGGAUGUCCUGAUCAUGGAAAAUUUGUUCUAUCAGCGCAACGUUAAAAAGAUUUUUGAUCUGAAAGGAUCCAUGCGCAAUCGGCAUGUGCAGUCUACUGGCAAAGAUAACGAAGUUCUUCUGGAUGAAAACUUGGUUGAAUUCAUCUAUCAAUCACCCCUUUUUAUCCGGUCACACGCCAAGGAAACGCUUCGAGCAUCUCUACAUAACGAUACGCUGUUUCUCUAUAAACUAGACGUCAUGGACUACUCUCUGCUAGUGGGCAUUGAUGAGGAGCAGCAGGAGUUGGUGGUGGGCAUCGUAGAUUUUAUGAGAACUUUUACUUGGGACAAAAAGUUGGAAAGCUGGGUGAAAGAAUCAGGUAUUUUGGGUGGCGGAGGUAAGGAACCGACGAUCGUUUCGCCCAAGACCUACCGCAUACGGUUUCGAGAGGCCAUGGAACGCUAUUUCCUCAUGGUACCUGAUUUUUGGGCAUCCGUGGAACAUAGUACAAUCGGCCAACAACAUCACCAUCAAUAGAAUCUUGGGCUGUAAUAUAGCAUAAGGCACCGAACUGUACAUAUCGAUGUUUGUAUGUAUGUGUGUAUUUUUUUUUUUUUUUUGUUUUCGUACAG
Molecule: messenger RNA, 7112 nt
Organism: Umbelopsis ramanniana AG
Lineage: Eukaryota; Fungi; Mucoromycota; Umbelopsidomycetes; Umbelopsidales; Umbelopsidaceae
Exons: 9
Coding region: 136-7017 (2293 amino acids)
Biological process (GO): phosphatidylinositol phosphate biosynthetic process
Cellular component (GO): fungal-type vacuole membrane; endosome membrane
Molecular function (GO): ATP binding; metal ion binding; 1-phosphatidylinositol-3-phosphate 5-kinase activity
Source: RefSeq, a predicted model, not a curated record